Molecule: messenger RNA, 1207 nt
Organism: Mycotypha africana
Lineage: Eukaryota; Fungi; Mucoromycota; Mucoromycetes; Mucorales; Mycotyphaceae
Product: calponin domain-containing protein
Exons: 6
Coding region: 151-1080 (309 amino acids)
Biological process (GO): spindle assembly; protein localization to microtubule plus-end; regulation of microtubule polymerization or depolymerization
Cellular component (GO): spindle midzone; microtubule organizing center; cytoplasmic microtubule
Molecular function (GO): microtubule plus-end binding
Source: RefSeq, a predicted model, not a curated record
AUUUAUAUAUUUGACGUACGUCACAUGCAAUAUUCUUAUAUUAGAAGACACACGUGUAUUAACCUUUUUUUCUAAAUUUCUAUUUCCCCGUUUCCCGUUUUCUCUAUUCUUUGCUUUUCCCACUCUUUAUACCAUCCGUUUAUUUGAGCCAUGGGUGAAUCACGUACUGAAUUGUUGGCUUGGCUUAACGAUCUUUUACAGACCAGAUACACAAAGGUUGAACAAGCAGGAACAGGUGGUGCUUAUUGUCAGAUUUUCGACUCCAUCUAUGGUGAUGUGCCUAUGAGUAAAGUAAAAUUUGACGCUAAACUUGAAUACGAGUUUAUCAACAACUUUAAAAUUCUACAGAAUGCCUUGAAAAAGCACAAGGUGGAUAAGAAUGUGCCUGUGGAUCGUUUAAUAAAAUGCAAACUUCAAGACAACUUGGAAUUUAUGCAAUGGGUAAAGAGAUACUGGGAACAAAACUACCCUGGAGGAGAGUAUGAUGCUUUAGGUCGUCGUAAAGGAACAGUGCCCACCGUGGCUUCCUCCACUCGAACGACAACGACGACGACGAGCAGCUCACCUGGAUCUGUCGUCUCCUCGUCUGUUGGAGGAGGAAGAGCCAGUUCUACCAAUAGAAAGGCUACAAAAACACCAGCUUCGCGUAGUGGCAGUCGAGGUGGCGGUGGGCGUACAAGUGUUUUAGAUAACCAUUCAGCUUCCAUGAUUAUUGAUUUAAACAAACAGAUUACCGAGCUCAAAUUAGCUGUCGAUGGACUUGAAAAGGAACGCGACUUUUAUUUUGGAAAGUUGAGAGAAAUCGAGAUUGAAGUGCAAGAGAAUUUAGAACAAAUUGAAGUAGCCACGGCAGAGAAUGAACAACCACCUGAAGAACAUGAGGCGUAUGCUAUUUUGCGUAAUAUCCAGAAUAUCCUGUACAGUACAGAGGAUGGGUUUGAAGUCCCUCCUGAGGAAGAAGAGGACAUCUUGGCAGGCACCACGCAACAAGCACCAGGAAGAGCAGAGAGAGAGGAAGAGCAGCUUCUUCAUCAUCAGCCAGCAGUGAAUGCGUUAGAGUAUGAUGAUGAAACUUUUUAGAUUCGACUUGAAAAGAAACACCCCGACUAGGAAAUGAUACACACACACACACAUAUAUAUAUAUAUACUAAAAAUUCUAUUCCCCCCACCUCCUCAAAAAUAUAGCUUUUUUUUUUUUUUUGUUUUU